This is a messenger RNA of Penicillium nucicola, 1764 nucleotides long. RefSeq names its product Vanillyl-alcohol oxidase C-terminal subdomain 2. The record is from RefSeq and is a predicted model, not a curated record. The coding region runs from base 1 to 1764 and encodes 587 amino acids. Gene Ontology annotation, biological process: lactate catabolic process. The transcript is spliced from 7 exons. Gene Ontology annotation, molecular function: D-lactate dehydrogenase (NAD+) activity; FAD binding; D-lactate dehydrogenase (cytochrome) activity. Gene Ontology annotation, cellular component: mitochondrion. Lineage: Eukaryota; Fungi; Ascomycota; Eurotiomycetes; Eurotiales; Aspergillaceae.
AUGUUGCGACUGUUACAAUGUGUCCCAGCUCGAUAUCGUUUCCCAGCCCGGCCAGGAUCACAUACGUUCCGGCAAAGGGUAUUUUGGACUUCUCCACUUGGAAGAAGUCAAUUUUCUACAGGAAAAGAUGCAAAACCUGGUCCAAGUUUUUCAGGCGACAAAUCAUGGACAAGAUCCAUGCUGGCAGCCGCAGGAGGAUCACUCAUCACCGGGCUUUUGCUUUUCAACCUUCGUGGGCAAGUGCCCAUCGCAGACGCGGAGCACGAGCAGUAUCGAAUCAAUGAGCAGAAGAAGCCGAGCUAUGUAUAUGCGUCAAAGGAAGAUCUAGGCAAGGCACUUUUGGAAAUCCGAAAAGAACUCGGAGAAGAAGGCAUCAGCACCGAUGAUGAUGAUCUGAGACAACACGGAUUUUCUGAGUGGUCCUCGAUCAACAUCGACCAGCUCCCUACAGCAGUUGCCUUUCCUAAUAGCACCGCGCAAGUCGCCAUGAUUGCGAGAAUCUGUUCCAAGUACAAAGUUCCAAUGAUUCCUUAUUCUGGCGGAUCGAGUGUGGAAGGCCAUUUCUCGGCGGCUCAUGGUGGAAUUAGUGUUGAUUUUAUGAACAUGUGCGAUAUCGUCGAGUUUCACCCUGAAGAGUAUGCCUUCCCCAUCCCACCAUUGAGCAAAGCCUAUACAGAACCGCUCACGUUUAACAGCAUGGAUAUUGUUGUCCAACCCUCAGUGUCGUGGAUGGAUAUGAAUGACAAAAUCAAAGAAAGCGGGCUGUUUUUCCCGAUUGACCCGGGCCCUCCUGUGAGCCACCUCUUCAAAACUAACAUCCAUGCAAGUGGCACAAACGCUGUGCGUUACGGUACCAUGAAGGACUGGGUAAUCAAUUUGACUGUUGUUUUACCGGAUGGCCGUAUCCUUAAAACACGACAGAGGCCCCGUAAGUCAUCAGCGGGCUAUAAUCUGAAUGGCCUCUUUACCGGUGCCGAGGGAACCUUAGGAUUCGUGACAGAGGCAACCUUGAAGCUAGCACGAAUUCCAGAAGAGACCGGAGUUGCCGUCACAUCAUUUCCAACCAUGAGAGAUGCGACGAAUGCUGCUAUUCAGGUUGUGCGUGAGGGAAUCCCCGUCGGGGCCGUCGAACUUCUGGAUGACGUGCAAAUGGAUGUUAUCAAUCGAAUGGGCGAUACCGGGAGAGUGUGGAAAGCGAAACCCACGCUAUUUUUCAAAUUUAGCGGCACCAAGGUAGGCGUACAGGACAACAUCGAUGGCGUGACUCAAAUUGUGCAUGCAAAUCACGGGUCCAAAUUGGAGGUCGAAAAGGAUAUGUCAAAGCAAGAAGUUCUUUGGUUCGCUCGCAAGCAAGCACUGUGGAGUAUGCUCUGUCUCAGAGAGUCCGGUCAUGAGGUUUGGUCUACAGACGUCGCGGUUCCAUUAUCCAAAGUUUCUGAUCUUGUUGAGGUUUCAAAGAAAGACCUCGACAAGCUAGGACUUUUCGGCAGUAUGCUUGGACAUAUCGGGGAUGGUAACUUCCAUGAAACAAUUCUAUACGAUGGCAAAAAGGAAUAUGAGUCGGUGUCCAAGUGUGUUCACGACAUGGUUCACCGAGCUAUCGAAAUGGAGGGUACCUGCACGGGUGAACAUGGCAUUGGACUUGGAAAGAAGGAGUUUAUGGUGCGGGAAGUAGGAGAAGAAUCCCUUUCUGUGAUGAGGGCGAUCAAGCAAUCACUAGAUCCCUAUUGGCUGAUGAACCCUGGAAAGGUGUUUGAUCCUUGA